CUGAGCCCCGCCCGGAGCGGGAGCGGGAGCGGCGGCCGAGCCAUGGCCCAGCCCGGGGCACCCGCCGGGGCUCCCACCCGGGCACCCAGCGGGGCACCCACCGGCCCGCAGCGGCCCUGCACCAACGGCCCCGUGCAGAACCCGCUGAUGCAUCCACCUGAUGGCCAGGGAUACAACCCCGCGGCUCCGGGACCGUACACCCUCCAGGCGCCGGCCAAGGCUCCUCCACAUCAGCCUCCUGGACAGUAUAACUAUAGUGGCUCUCAGAAUGUUUCUCAAUUAAACAAUUAUCAAGGACCUGGCCAGACUCUGAACAGACCCCCAGUGUCAGCGUUCUCCGGGUCACCAGCACCACAGACAGGUCCCGCUCCGCAAGUGCUGCCGCCGCCCGCGUUACAGAACUCAGCUGCUCUAUCUUCUGCUGGAAGCUUUCCCCCUGGAGCCAGCCCACCGGUGCUUUCAAACUGGCAGUACAGCCAGCCUCCUGUGAGUCAGCCCCUUGGGGCUCAGACAAGCCAUUUGGCUCAUGGGACAGGGACAGGGCCAGCUCAGCCACCGUCGUCGUUGUCGGGAACUCCAAGUCCCGCAGGGAGUUACCCAUAUGCUGCUUCUCCGGGAGGUGCCCAGCUUCAGAACAGCUACAUGAAGCCAGGAUCUGCCCCUCCACCAGUGACUCAGCCUUUAACUCCACUCCACCCUCCAAGGCCACCUUUAGGACCCCCACCAGUUGGAGGUCCACCAAGGCCACCAACAGCAGUAGCAGGACCCCCUAAUGCACAGUCUGUGCUAAAUUCAGCUGCAAAUAGAGAAGGUGAUGCUGCAUCUGCUGCCAGUGAUGGGUCUGUGGUGCAAAACAGCUACGAUGCAAUAGAAGGUGGUGGCCUCAUGGCAACUCCUCAUCAUUCUCCUGCUGCCCUGAAUCUUAAGAUGAACAGAAGUGUUGGGUAUUCUUACCCUGCCUUACCCCCAGGCUACCAACAUCCUUCUCCUCCUGGAGCACCAGGAAUGCAUGGAGCUGCUUUGCAAUAUCCAGAUGGAUCAAAACAUUUCCACCAGCCUGCCCUGGGCACUAAUCACUUAACUGCAUCGAUGGGUGGCCUGAGUCUACAGCAAGAAGGGUUAAGACCUGUGAAUCUGCUUCAAGAAAGAAAUAUCCUUCCUACCACCCUCUUGAAGGCUCCUGUCCCAAACUUGCACGAAGACAUCCAGAAGCUCAACUGCAAUCCUGAGUUGUUCCGCUGUACCCUGACUAACAUUCCUCAAACUCAGGCCUUAUUGAAUAAAGCCAAACUUCCUUUGGGGCUGCUGCUUCAUCCUUUCAAAGACUUAUCGCAAUUGCCAGUGGUCACCUCCAGUAUUAUUGUGAGAUGCCGUUCCUGCCGGACCUACAUCAACCCUUUUGUCAGCUUUCUAGACCAAAGGAGGUGGAAAUGCAAUUUGUGCUACAGAGUGAAUGAUGUUCCUGAAGAAUUCCUGUAUAAUCCUGUGACAAGAGUUUAUGGAGAACCUCAUAAAAGACCUGAAGUCCAGAAUGCUACUAUUGAGUUUAUGGCUCCAUCUGAAUACAUGCUGCGUCCACCUCAGCCCCCCGUGUACCUCUUUGUGUUUGAUGUCUCUCACAAUGCAAUCGAGACAGGAUACUUGAACACAGUCUGCCAGACCCUCUUAGACAAUCUUGACUUGCUUCCUGGGAACACUAGAACAAAAAUAGGCUUCAUAACAUUUGACAGCACAAUCCAUUUCUACAGCCUUCAGGAAGGUCUCUCUCAGCCUCAGAUGCUUAUAGUUUCAGAUAUUGAAGAUGUAUUUAUACCAAUGCCAGAAAACUUAUUAGUAAAUUUAAAUGAAAAUAAAGAGCUAAUCCAAGAUCUGUUGAAGACCUUGCCACAGAUGUUUACCAAGUCCCUGGAAACUCAGAGUGCUCUGGGGCCUGCAUUACAGGCUGCCUUUAAACUGAUGUCCCCCACUGGAGGUAGAAUCACUGUCUUCCAGACGCAGCUUCCCACCGUGGGAAUGGGAGCACUGAAGCCACGAGAAGAGCCAAACCAAAGAGCAACUGCCAAGGACAUACACCUGACACCAUCGACUGAUUUUUACAAGAAGUUAGCCUUGGACUGCUCAGGGCAACAGGUUGCAGUGGAUUUAUUUCUUCUUAGUGGGCAGUAUUCUGACUUGGCUUCUCUAGGUUGUAUAUCAAGGUAUUCUGCAGGUAGUGUCUACUACUACCAGUCUUACCAUCAUAAACACAACCCUGUCCAGGUGGAGAAAUUGCAAAAGGAGCUGAAACGAUACCUAACUAGAAAAAUUGGGUUUGAGGCUGUCAUGAGGAUAAGAUGCACCAAAGGGCUUUCCAUCCAUACUUUCCAUGGGAACUUCUUUGUAAGAUCCACAGACUUGCUGUCGUUGCCCAACGUGAACCCCGACGCGGGAUACGCCGUGCAGAUGUCCGUGGAAGAGAGUCUGACUGAUAUGCAAGUUGUUUCUUUCCAGUCAGCUCUCCUGUACACGUCCAGCAAGGGUGAAAGGCGAAUUCGUGUGCACACCAUGUGCUUACCUGUGGUGACAACGCUGAGUGAUGUGUACCUGGGGGCAGAUGUGCAGGCCAUCACCGGGCUCCUGGCCAACAUGGCUGUGGACAGGUCGGUGUCUGCCACGCUGAGUGACGCCCGGGACGCGCUGGUGAACGCAGUGAUAGAUUCCCUGUCCGCUUAUCGCUCGUCCGUGCUGAGCAUCCAACAGCCCGGGCUCACCGCGCCCCACACGCUGCGGCUCUUCCCGCUCUACAUCCUGGCACUCCUGAAACAGAAAGCAUUUCAAACUGGGACGAACACACGCCUGGAUGAGCGGAUCUUCACCAUGUGUCAAGUGAAAAACCAGCCCCUUGUUUACCUCAUGCUCAUGACACAUCCCAGUCUGUACAGAGUGGAUACUCUCACAGAUGAGGGGGCUCUUAACAUAAAUGACAGAACUAUACCUCAGCCACCCCUGCUCCAGCUGUCGGUGGAGAAGCUGAGCAGGGACGGUGCUUACCUUAUGGAUGCUGGCUCUGUGAUGUUUCUGUGGGUCGGGAAGAACUGUGGGCAGGGUUUUCUCAGCCAAGUCCUCGGAGUUCCAAAUUAUGGCUCAAUACCACAGAACAUGACACAUCUCCCAGAACUUGAAACCGCAGAAUCCAUCAGAACACGAGCUUUUGUUUCUUGGCUGAGAGAGCAGAGACCUUUCUUUCCUAUAUUAUAUGUAAUAAAGGAUGAGAGUCCAUUGAAAUCAAGUUUUCUGCAAAAUAUGAUUGAAGACAGAACAGAAUCAGCCUUAUCAUACUAUGAAUUCCUCCUUCAUAUACAGCAGCAAGUGAAUAAAUGAAACACUAGCCUUUGGCUCACUUCUUUAAGGAGAGGUUUUGCAGUAAAGAAUGAUUGUGCUUGUAAUAUCUUCAUUAAUUCUGUGGCCUGAGGCAGUUGAUGAGAAGUUCUCACUGUGAUUUCAACGAACUAAAGCAAAUAAAGGACCACAUCUGAGAAUCAAAUGUGCAACUACAUAAUAUUGUACCUUAAAAAAAAAUCAAACUGUUGGAACUGGUUGAGCACCUUUAAUUUGCUGCAAAUCGUGUUUUUACUGUAAGUAGUUGCAGCAUGAAGUACAUUUACAAAGGCAAUACUGAAAAGGUGAAAUACAUUUUGUAAAAUAAAGAGUUCUUUGUUGUUCAAAAUGUA
Messenger RNA from Myiozetetes cayanensis, 3710 nucleotides. RefSeq names its product SEC24 homolog A, COPII coat complex component (gene SEC24A). Gene Ontology annotation, molecular function: zinc ion binding; SNARE binding. Gene Ontology annotation, cellular component: endoplasmic reticulum exit site; COPII vesicle coat. The record is from RefSeq and is a predicted model, not a curated record. Gene Ontology annotation, biological process: intracellular protein transport; endoplasmic reticulum to Golgi vesicle-mediated transport; COPII-coated vesicle cargo loading. Bases 43 to 3360 code for a protein of 1105 amino acids. The transcript has 23 exons. NCBI's taxonomy places the organism in Eukaryota, Metazoa, Chordata, Aves, Passeriformes, Tyrannidae.